AUGUUUUAUCCAUAUAAUUACAGUAACGUGAACGUUUCUGCGAUACCCGUACUACCAGGAAUUUCGGCGUUUGAUAGAAGUUCAGAUCAAGAAGAAAUCGUUGAGUUGAAUCCGGAAAGAAAAUACCAGACACUGCUGCCAGUUUUAACUAAUUCGCAUGUGGUGGAGAAUGAGCUUAAACAUAAACUAAAUAAGACUGCCUUUGAUUUUCGAUAUCACAAUAGAUCAGAAGAUAGUUCUGAAAAUGUGGAACCCAAAUACUUGACAACACCCAAUUUGCAGAUGAGAAGCGUUUCUUUCGAUAGUUCAUCACUACAAUACAAUUCAGAUUCUUCGGAAAAAAGCCCGCUAUCCCAACUGAAUGCCAAUUCGUCAAUAAUACGGCAAACCGAUAGUGGGACGGUUUCUAAUGACGAUUAUGAUAACAUGGGAAACAUACGGUAUUCUCUAAAAACGCGGAAGCAGAGAACCGAUCCCAAAAACACAUUAUCCGAUGAAGAGGACCUUGAGCAACGGCGCAAGUAUAUUUGCAAAAUUUGUGCAAGAGGGUUUACUACGUCAGGCCACCUUGCAAGGCAUAACAGAAUCCAUACAGGUGAAAAAAAUCAUUGUUGUCCGUAUAAGGGCUGUACUCAACGAUUUAGUAGACAUGAUAAUUGCUUACAGCAUUAUAGAACGCAUUUGAAAAAGGGAGAAUAA
Saccharomyces eubayanus is the source of this 699-nucleotide messenger RNA. RefSeq names its product transcriptional regulator NRG1 (gene NRG1). Gene Ontology annotation, biological process: regulation of transcription by RNA polymerase II. Bases 1 to 699 code for a protein of 232 amino acids. Lineage: Eukaryota; Fungi; Ascomycota; Saccharomycetes; Saccharomycetales; Saccharomycetaceae. The transcript has a single exon. Gene Ontology annotation, cellular component: transcription regulator complex; PcG protein complex. The record is from RefSeq and is a predicted model, not a curated record. Gene Ontology annotation, molecular function: RNA polymerase II cis-regulatory region sequence-specific DNA binding; DNA-binding transcription factor activity, RNA polymerase II-specific.